GAAAUAUAGAUAAAGAAGAAGAAUUUCUGAAUUUAGUAAAAGAAGAAUUGGAUGAUUUAUAAAGUGUGAUUGAAAAUUCAUUUAAUUUUGAAGUUAAUCAUGUACUUAGUUAUAAUCCAAAAUUCACUUAUGAUUUAUUAUUUAAAUUGGCAAAUCAACAGAAAACAUUAAAAAGUGUUAAUUUUAAUAUUUACAGAUAUGCAAAUCCUUAAUAAAGUGAACUUGAUUAAAAUAGAGAAAUAUUAGCAACUCUAUAUUAACAUGUUAAUGAAUAAUACAAUACCAUAUUCUUAAAAAACUUCAUUUAUGAAGAUUAAUAUGUUAAAUAAUAAAAUUUAUCUGAAGGCAUUGUGAGUUAUUCACAUGUAAUAAUUUAUUAAUAUUAAUAUAUAUUAGUUAGUAG
Messenger RNA from Paramecium primaurelia, 403 nucleotides. NCBI's taxonomy places the organism in Eukaryota, Ciliophora, Oligohymenophorea, Peniculida, Parameciidae. The record is from the annotation of a GenBank genome assembly.